AUGCUGGCCUCGAUUCGGGGCAGCAGCUCGUCGCUGUUGAGGACGUUCUCAACGUUCCUAAUACCCUCGAAACCACCACUCUCGGCGUGUUCAUCUCAUUCUCGCAGCUAUGCCACUGAAAUCUGGAAACACACUAAAAACGUAGAGGUCGAAGCCGCUCUUGCCCGUACCCAAGACCUCUUCAAGAAAUACAAGCCUGUAUCACCAGGUAUUCGCCACCUCCGCCGACCACUCGUGCCCCACUUGUAUGAGGGCAGACCAAUACGUGCGCUCACCGUCGCACGGCGCAAGAAUGGGGGGAGGAACUCUCAUGGCCACAUCACUGUGAGGCACCGUGGUGGUGGACAUAGACAACGUAUACGCACCUUGGAUUACAUGCGUGAUGCGCCGGGAGUUCAUAACGUCGUGAGGAUAGAGUACGACCCUGGUCGUUCGGCGCAUAUCGCCCUGCUAUUCAAUAAGGACCCUACCGCGGAGGCGACGAAGAAAUGGAGCUAUAUCAUCGCGACGGAGGGCAUGAGGGCUGGUGAUGAAGUGCAGAGCUUCAGGCAGGGGAUUCCUGACGGGUUCAUCCCCGGGUUCGAAACGGAUAAUUCUGCACAAUCGCUCGCAAUGGGUAUUCUACGCUCAAUGACACUCAAACCGGGCAACGUCCUUCCUCUGCGAUUGAUUCCCCCCGGCACCGUCAUUAACAACGUUGCGCUUUCCCCCAAAGGCCCUGGCAUCCUCGUCAGGUCCGCUGGUUCGUUUGGGCAGGUUAUCGCCCAUGAGGAAGGAGGCCGAUAUGUCCAGGUCCGGCUGCAGAGUGGGGAAGUGCGCAAGGUGCUGAAGGACUGCUGUGCGACUAUCGGAAAGGUCAGCAAUUCAAUGUGGAAAAGCCGACAGCUGGGUAAAGCUGGUAGGGCUCGUUGGUUGGGGAUUCGACCCUCUGUUCGUGGUGUCGCUAUGAGCGCUUAUGACCAUCCUCACGGUGGUGGACGUGGAAAGUCCAAGUCUAACAAGCAUCCUGUGUCUAUUUGGGGCUGGGGCACAAAGGGUACCAGGACAAGGAAACCUGGACCUAAAGGCCCGAAAAAUAGCAACAAGAUGGUCAUUCGCGAGCGCCCUCGGGGUGUGGAGAAGCGGGGUAAAUAG
Molecule: messenger RNA, 1134 nt
Organism: Laccaria bicolor S238N-H82
Lineage: Eukaryota; Fungi; Basidiomycota; Agaricomycetes; Agaricales; Hydnangiaceae
Product: mitochondrial 54S ribosomal protein RML2
Exons: 3
Coding region: 1-1134 (377 amino acids)
Biological process (GO): cytoplasmic translation
Cellular component (GO): ribosome; large ribosomal subunit
Molecular function (GO): RNA binding; structural constituent of ribosome; transferase activity
Source: RefSeq, a predicted model, not a curated record